Molecule: messenger RNA, 468 nt
Organism: Mauremys mutica (yellowpond turtle)
Lineage: Eukaryota; Metazoa; Chordata; Testudines; Geoemydidae
Product: zinc finger protein 773-like
Exons: 1
Biological process (GO): positive regulation of reciprocal meiotic recombination
Cellular component (GO): nucleus
Molecular function (GO): histone H3K36 methyltransferase activity; recombination hotspot binding; histone H3K4 methyltransferase activity
Source: RefSeq, a predicted model, not a curated record
AGAAUCCACACUGGGGAGACGUCCUACACCUGCUCUGAGUGCGGGAAAAGCUUCAAUCGGCGCUCUGCCCUUAUCACACCUCAGAGAAUCCAGACUGGGGAGACACCCUAUACAUGCUCUGACUGUGGGAAAAGCUUCAAUCGGCGCUCAAACCUUAUUACACAUCAGAGAAUCCACACUGGGGAGAAGCCCUACACAUGCUCUGAGUGCAGGAAAAGCUUCAGGCUGAGCUCUGACCUUAUCAGCCAUGAGAGAAUCCACACAGGGGAGAUGCCCUACACGUGCUCUGAGUGCGGGAAAAGCUUCAAGCAGAGCUCAAACCUUAUCACACAUCAGAGAAUCCACACAAGGGAGAUGCCCUACACGUGCUCGGAGUGCGGGAAAAGCUUCAAUCAGCGCUCAAACCUUAUUACACAUCAGAGAAUCCACACUGGGGAGAAGCCCUACACAUGCUCUGAGUGCAGGAAA